AUGUCUGACCCUAAAGUAUGGCUAAUCACAGGUACAUCAUCAGGUUUUGGUCGCCGUUUAGUAUCAAUCGUUCUAGAACGCGGUGAUCGCGUGGUCGCGGCGGCCCGAUCUCUGCAGAAAAUCCAAGACUUUCCUCAAUCUCCAAACCUACACCUCCUAGAGCUCGACGUGACUUCCGGAACGACUGUCAUCAAGGAACGCGUAGAUGAGGCGGCUAAGGUCUGGGGCAGGAUUGACGUGUUGGUGAACAAUGCGGGUAUCGUGCUGCUGGGAAUCCUUGAGGAAUGCGGGGUGGACUUCCUGACAAGACAAUUUCGCCCUAAUGUCUGUGGUGUGCUGGACGUCACGAAUGCAGCAUUACCAUAUAUGCGUGAAAGGAAGAGUGGUACAGUAGUUAUUAUAGGAAGUCGCAGCGCCUGGAAGCCAGAGAACAAGGGAAUUGGCGCUUAUGCCUCAUCAAAGGCAGCGGUGCAGGCAAUGAGCGAAACACUCGCCGUAGAACUCGCACAGUUCAACAUACGCGUCCUGAUCGUCGAGCCUGGCGCCUUCCGCACGGAAAACAUAUACAGCAAUAAAGUUGACACGUGGACGAAUCCCAUACCUGAUUAUGAUGAAACGCGAGUGGAGACACAGGUGAGGUAUAAGGCUAUCCAUGGCAGGCAACCAGGAGACCCCAUGAAGGCGAUGAAAUUCGUCGCAGACGUCGUAAGAGGAGAAGGCGUUGCAGCUGGGAGGAAGUGGCCGUUGUACCUGGUCUUGGGAGAAGAUGCAGAGCAAGAUAUUAGAAAUAAAUGCAUGGUGAUGUUGAAGCAUCUUGAUGAAUGGCAGGACGUAAUCCGGGACGUGAAUCUAUGAACCGAUCUACUACAUUACACGACUAUGUAUAUAGUAAAAAUUGAGUAUAGAUGAGCUUGUUUACUGCACUUGGUUCUUUUUGCUUUGGAUUUUGAUGUUUCCAGCUUCGCGCCUGGAAAUUCAACGAAUAUAUUUUCGUCACCUCUUUAUACUGCAAUUUCCGGCAAACCUCACCUAUUGGACAGAAGUACUGUAUUACAAGGAAGUUCAGAGUAGGCCGCUGUCCGAGUCUGAAUUUGUCACCUUCACUUUUUCUGUUGCUGCACAUGGUUGACAAGAUAUAUUUAUUUAGAAUGAAUAUCUCAAUAGUUGAUUGGUUAUGUAUUGAGAGAUGUAGGUCUGAACUUUGAAGUGCUGAAUGGUGACCGGUGAAGUCUAGAGUAUUGGUAGCAUGAUUGUUGCGAUGAGG
Molecule: messenger RNA, 1264 nt
Organism: Suillus fuscotomentosus
Lineage: Eukaryota; Fungi; Basidiomycota; Agaricomycetes; Boletales; Suillaceae
Exons: 7
Coding region: 1-855 (284 amino acids)
Source: RefSeq, a predicted model, not a curated record